This is a messenger RNA of Linum tenue, 201 nucleotides long. The record is from the annotation of a GenBank genome assembly. NCBI's taxonomy places the organism in Eukaryota, Viridiplantae, Streptophyta, Magnoliopsida, Malpighiales, Linaceae.
ACACAUAUCAUCAACUUUCCACCCCUGUGGAUAUCUCACACUACAUCAGAAGCUAGUAUGCACAUGAAAAACGUUCUCAAAACAUUUUACAAAAAAGGUGUGGAUCACUGGCCAAAAUCCCGAGUAGUAGUCCAAGCACAGAAUAGUUGAAGACCAUACCUCAUCUUGCCUUCAACUCUUGCUCAGCUCCCACCUAUACAC